Molecule: messenger RNA, 3226 nt
Organism: Phyllotreta striolata
Lineage: Eukaryota; Metazoa; Arthropoda; Insecta; Coleoptera; Chrysomelidae
Source: the annotation of a GenBank genome assembly
UUAUUCAUACCAAAUGUCAUAUGUACUGAUCACUGGCCUCUUACGUCGUCCCCCUUACGGCAACCCUUAACUUCUUUAAAGAUGGAGGAAGGCGGUUGUCGUCUAAUGAAAAGUAAACAAUAAAACCAGUAAAAAAAGGUCAAUUUCUAGUUUUAUAGACAUUACCAAUUUGCCCGUUUAACAAAAUUACCGAUACCUCCUCGAUAAGUUGUUAGAUAAUAAUUUGCCGAAAAAAAUUUUUACAUAACCUCCAACUUCACACAGUAAGUACAAGAAUGUCCAGACCUCAGACAAACUCGCACGUGCACCAAGAUAAUUCAGUAGUAGAGCGAAGACUGCGGCCAAUUUAUGACUGGCUGGAUAGCGGUAACAACAAAAAAGCGUUGCAGGAAUGCGAAAAGGUGCUUAAAAAGACCCCGACUUUACAAUGCGCCAAAGCUUUGAAGGCUCUCACGCUCCAUCGAAUGGGCAAACAGAACGAAUGCAAUGCUAUUUUAGAACUUUUAACUAAAGAAAUACCUUCCGAUGAUGCCACACUGCAAGCCAUGGCUCUCUGUUACAGAGAAAUGCAAGAACUGGAGAAAAUCUGUCGACUGUACGAAUUGGUCGUUAAAAACAAUCCGAAUAACGAAGAAUUGCAUACCCACCUAUUCAUGUCGUACGUUCGAAUAUCCGAUUUCAAAUCUCAACAACAAACCGCUAUGGCUUUGUACAAAUCGAAACCGAAAAAUCCUUACUACUGUUGGGCCGUCAUGUCAGUAAUUCUUCAAGCUACAAGAGGUGAAGGAUUGAAAGAUGCGCAAAAACAAAAGCUCCUUCUCUGCCUCGCCGAACGAAUGUUCACCAAACUGCUCAACGACAACAAAGUCGACGCCGAACAAGAAGUUCAACUCUACAUAAUCAUUUUAAAUCUUCUGGAAAAGUACGAAGAUAUAUUGGAUAUCUUAAAUGGCCCGUUAGGUUCGAAGCUGCAAUGUACAAAUAUACCACAAGCCAAAUUGGAGUAUUUGAUAAAAUUGAAGAAAUGGAGCGAGGUUAACGUGAUUUGUAAAGGCAUUUUGAUUUACAGCGUCGAUCGCUGGGACAUUUGGAAAGAAUACAUCAAUUCGAUGUUCCGUUUGAUACCUGCCGAAAGCUCAAUAUCUGUAACUGGUUCAUCUGGAGAUGAUGCAGACUCUCCAGAUGACACUCCCGAAAAAGCGCACGAAUUUAUAUGCGGUAUCGUUGAAAACGGCACUGAAAACGGCUACUUACUUCGAGGUCCUUAUUUGGCGAGGUUCGAAUUGUGCUCCAGAUUACAAGAGAAACAAAUGAACUACUCCGAUCUUCUGGGCGACUUGACUGAAUUGUUCAUUGAGUAUUUCCGAAAAUUUGGCCACAAGCAGUGUUGCGUUACGGAUUUGCGCUCGUAUUUGAAACUGCUGGAUUCCGAUAAAAAAAUCGAUUUGUCAUCCAGAUUGAUCAAAGACGUGGGAAUCAGUUCAACGGGCGUUCCGCAAACGGAAAACCAAAUGCAACGACACAUUUGCGCUUUACAACUAUCCAGAUUGUGCGGAGGGCACCGAAACCUUCCCACUGAACAUCUGAAGGCUUUAAUCACAGCUUUGUCGUUGCACUACCAGCACGGUUACCAAACCUACGGGAUGAAUUUACUACCAACUGAUUUGGGCCCGUCUGAUCCGUACGCUCUAAUGGCCGCCCAUUGUCUCUACGAUUUAGCUCUGGCAGAGAACAGUUCGAAUUGCAUCGUGGUGGCGCUGAUGGUACUGGAGAGCCUGUUGAAAAAUUCACCGAAUAAUUUCCACGCCAAAUUGCUGGCUAUCAAAUUGUACCAUGUUUUAGGUGGUGGAGUUAGUGCGCAUGAAAUGUACAACAGUUUGGAUGCGAAGCAUCUGCAAUUGGAUUCUUUGGGAUACGUACAUUGCGCAAGAUUACCAACAACAGGAUUGUUUACGUUGUGCACGAAUAUGUUCGAGACGACUUUGAAGUUCUUCUCGAGCAAUUACAAAGAUAGCUCUGAUCAUCUGACGUUCUCUUACAAGUUCGGUUCGUUUACGAAAAUAGAGGAGUUUAUGGAUUUUAGGGAGAGGUUGAACAAUAGCUUGCACUACAAGACUGUCCUAAUAGAUAAGGUUAUUUUGAAUUUAGUGGAAUGCAUGUCAUUGGAGACUUUGUAUUCAUUGAGCAUAUCGACCGAUAUUAAUUGGGAAAUACUCCGAGACAAUCACGAUCUCAGUGUAUACAACUCGUGGGAUCCCGAAAGAAUCGAGGCUCCUCCAGAAGAUUGGUCCGAUGCCGGCGAUUUGUUUCUUCAAAACAUUCGUUUUCUGAAACUCAGGAGUUUUGUAUUAACCGGAAUGGCUUCAGCGGUGAAUAUCGUGAAAUCCCUGGACGGUGUCCGACAAGAACACGUUCAGACAUUGAAAAAGUUACUUGAAGAUUGGAGAAGCUUGUAUGAACAAACGGUGCAAGAUAAUCUCGUUCCUAUAAAGCAGAGUAUCUUACCUCUACCGUUACCGUCGAGACUGCACGGGGCGCUGUUGGCCCCAUACUACAGCGUAUUUACUUCAUUCUUCGAAUUCCUUCUCGCCAUAUCCAGUGAUGAUAGUAAUUUAUUAGAUAAACGUACAAAGAUUGUGGAGGAUGAGCUCGAUAAACUGACGAACGUUUUGAGAGAGAAUACGUUAAAAAAAUCCAAUGAUUUCUUUGAUAAACGAAAAUCUAUGGAGAUUGCUGUAAAUUGUGUAGAGAUAAUAAGCAUAUCAUGUGUAAUUUGCGCCCUUUGCGGUGAGCUAGUCAAGCCGCUUCAAGCGAAGAAAGGUAAAAAGAAGCAACCCGAUCCAAUGGGUAAGGAGUACGUGCAAAGGGCGUCGGAGAAAUUGAAAACCGAAAUGGGACGCUUUUGUGAUAUCUUACAAGACUGGGUGGAGAGUAAUCCGGAAGAGGAGUUGGAUAGGAAAUUCGAUAAUUUGAAUUUGGCCGUUAGCGAGAACGUUUUUGAGAAAAUUUUACAAAGUUAUUCAGUUUCGAAUAAGGAAAUUCAGCUUAUUUUAAAAACGAAAAUCAAAUUGUUGACAUAGAAACGUUUUAUGUAAAAUAACAAUUUUUACACGAGAAAAUUUGCUUUUGUUUUAAUGGUAUUGCGUUCGAAAAGGUUUGAACAAAAAAAAAAAAGAUUAGUUUAAAAGGAAAAGUAAUCAGAGUAGUGUGACAUUAGGAAAAAAAU